Messenger RNA from Culicoides brevitarsis, 426 nucleotides. RefSeq lists its product as uncharacterized. The record is from RefSeq and is a predicted model, not a curated record. The coding region runs from base 1 to 426 and encodes 141 amino acids. The transcript has 2 exons. Gene Ontology annotation, molecular function: odorant binding. Lineage: Eukaryota; Metazoa; Arthropoda; Insecta; Diptera; Ceratopogonidae.
AUGAAAUUCUUCGUUUUUAUCGUUCUAAUUGCUGCAGUUUCAGCACGUUCUCCUCCCGAACCAUCUGUCAUCGCAGAAACUCUUGGAAAAUGUGUGGCUGAUACCGAAGUCUCUCCUGAAGUCCUGAAGAAAAUUCAGGAACAUGACUUGAACUUUGACGAUGCCAAAGGAUUCUGCUUCGAAAAGUGUUUGUGCAGAGGCCUCGGAGUGUGUGACGAAAAAUUCAAGUUAACCACGGGACCUUUUACGGAUCAUCCUAAAGUUCCACAGGAAAAGAUCGCUGAAUUCCUGCCAAAAUGCAACGAAUUGACGUCCGAAAACGAGUGCGAAAUGGUUCACAUGCGCUUCAAGUGUCUCUUUGAGAAAAUUCCAGAAGUUCGUGAAUUCAAAGCCUUAUCGCCGCCUAAGGCAACAGCUGAAGAAUAA